Molecule: messenger RNA, 1257 nt
Organism: Spodoptera exigua (beet armyworm)
Lineage: Eukaryota; Metazoa; Arthropoda; Insecta; Lepidoptera; Noctuidae
Source: the annotation of a GenBank genome assembly
AUGGUGUUUGCUACAUGGCUCACUUUGUUUGUUUGUGUGUGUUCACGUGUGGCGUGCAGGCAAGAACUGGCCACUCUGCAGCGUCAAGUAAACGGCCUCUCACGUUCCAUGCAGUCCCCACGCAACACGCCUAGCAAUUUUCAAGCACAUCCCCCGCACCAGACCACAGCCGACAGAAAUGUACCACAUGCCCCGUCCGACAGCGGACGAGACUAUCCCGGAACUGAGUCCACCGGACACACCACACACGGACCGAACGCACGAGUCUCAACAGUCGAUAGAGACGAUCCCUACCAAACUGCAGGAAUAACUAAAACCUAUCCAGAACAGGAACAUCACGACCAAGAAAUAGAAGAAAGAAAUGUAGUUGAAGACAUUAAACCUACAGAAACAGUUUAUCAAAAACCUGAACAUUUUGAAGAGGAAGAAAUGUCUAAAGUGCAGACAGAAACAAAAGAACAAAUAAAAGAAGAACCAGAGAAACCGAUGGAAGUAGAACACACGGAAGCAUAUGAAGCGCCACAAUAUGAAUAUGAGCAGAAUUACGAACAAACACCGGCCUCGGCUGAUGCUCAAUUCGAUAAUCAGUUUGAGAAUUAUGAGCAACAACCUUAUGUAGACCAACAAUAUGAAAACUACGAACAAUACCCUCAGGAAGCUGUUGAUCCUAACGCGCAGUAUCAUCAAGAAUAUGAAAACUACCCAACAGAUGGCAAUUACACGGAUCAAAAUUAUGACACGACUCAAUACACUGAGGGAGUUACAGAAGCUGCACACGAUGAAAGCAAAAAUGUACAGGACCAAAGUUAUGAUGCUCAAUACGCGCAAGAAUAUCAAGCUGACCAGUAUGCAAAGGUUCAAAAAGAAAAGAUGCCAGAAAGUAUAAAAUCACAAGAGAAACCAUCUAGUCAAAGUUAGCAAUUUUAUUAGAUUUAAGUUAGAAUUUGUUCGUGCAAUAUUAUGUUAUUGAAAUGCUUAUUUUAUUUAUGUAUUUGUGCUAGUUUUAUGAUUGUAGAUAACGCUUUCAAUGUUAGUCAUGUUAUAGAUGAUUAGAAAAUUAUUAAAAAACAUGAAAUAAAUUAUAAAAGAGAUUAUAGAAUGCAGUUGUAUAAAGGAAAUUUUGAAGUGACCACUAGCGAGCUCAAUUAAGCCAAUACAUUUUGUCUUUUAACAUUUUAAGACAUUCUAGGAUAUUACUCUUUACGAAAUACAACUUAAACCCAGAUCAUCAUGUUAUGUCCAUAAUUCCCAUAAACU